AUGAAUAUAUGCAUUUAUUUAUUUUCAUACAGGUGCCACACUGGUACAGUAAAGAGAAUUAUAUUUAAAUUGAUACCAAUUGCUGCUUGGCUACCCAUAUAUAAUCUGAAGGAAUGGCUCCUAAGUGAUACGAUCUCUGGCAUCAGUACAGGAAUGGUGUCUGUUUUACAAGGCUUGGCAUUCGCUCUUCUAGUAAACGUUUCCCCAGCUUAUGGACUCUAUUCUGCUUUUUAUCCCACAAUAAUAUAUAUUUUCUUUGGAACAUCUAAACAUAUCUCUGUUGGUCCAUUCCCUGUGUUAAGCUUGAUGGUUGGGUCAGCUGUGAUGAGGUUAGUCCCAGAUCCUGUCGAUGAGGAUGGAACAGUGAAUUAUAACGUAUUAAAUGACACAGAUGAAUUGACAAUUGCUGAACAAAGAGUUCUUGUUGCUGCAUCUGUCACAGUACUUGUUGGUAUAUUCCAGCUGGCAUUUGGAUUGUUACAAGCAGGGUUUAUAGUUAUCUACCUGUCAGAUCCUCUCAUAAGUGGUUUUACUACAGCAGCUGCUAUACAUGUUCUGGUGUCCCAACUUAAGUUUGUACUUGGAAUAAAGAUAUCAAACUUCAGUGGACCUUUGUCACUGUUUUUUACACUAGAGGACAUCUUCCAGAAGAUAAAUAAUACAAACAUUGUUGACCUUACUACAUCAAUUAUCAUUAUGGUCGUGGUCCUUAUUGUCAAAGAAAUGAAUGAUCGAUAUCAGAUGAAAAUACCGUUUCCCAUUCCUGUUGAGCUUAUAAUGACAAUUUUAGCAACUGGCAUUUCAUAUGCAUUUGACUUCAGUAGAAAAUUUCAUGUACAGAUAAUUGGAGAAUUAGAAAGUGGAUAUCAGCCUCCCAUAACACCAAGCAUAUCGGUUUUUCAAGAAUGUAUGGUUGAGGGCUUCACUAUUGCUAUCGUGGCCUUUGCUGUUGGAUUUUCUGUUGCCAGAGUCUACUCAAUCAAACACGAUUACCCCAUAAAUGGAAACCAGGAGUUAGUGGCAUUUGGAUUAGGGAACAUAGUUUGUGGCUGUUUCAAAGGUUUUGCUGUUAGUACAGCCCUGUCAAGGUCAGCUGUCCAGGAAAGUACAGGAGGAAAAUCCCAGAUUGCUGGUCUUUUAUCUGCGCUGAUUGUUAUGGUAGUCACUUUAUCUAUUGGAUUCCUUCUGGAAGCUUUACCAAAGUCUGUACUUGGAGCUGUAUGUCUCAUUAAUUUAAAGGGAAUGCUGAUGCAGUUUAGAGAAGUGCCUGUACUGUGGAUGAAGGAUAAAUUUGAUUGUUUAGUAUGGGUGAUGACUUUCACAGCUUCGGUCAUUCUUGGCCUUGACCUUGGGCUGGCAGCAGGAGUUGGAUUUGAGCUACUGACUGUAGUUUUUAGAACACAGUUGUAA
Staurois parvus is the source of this 1410-nucleotide messenger RNA. NCBI's taxonomy places the organism in Eukaryota, Metazoa, Chordata, Amphibia, Anura, Ranidae. The record is from the annotation of a GenBank genome assembly.